GUCACCACAAUCACCCAGCAGAUGCCUUCAAGCUGCACCGACCAAGAAGGCGAGGUGAUGCUGCGAGGAAGAGAAACCGACGCAACUGAAGAAGAACAAGUGCGGAUUUACCAAUUGUCCACUGUGGGAGGCCCAUAUUUAUAAACAAAAUGGAUUUAUGGUCAUCGAUGGCUACCGCUUCGUGAUCGGAGCCUCUCAUGUGCAUCGCACCUAUUUGAAGUGCGCCAACUUCCGUCACAAUUGCCGGGCCAGGGCCAUUUUAAAUAGGGACACGAACAGAGUACGGAUGAGACACGAGGGCCACAACCAGAUGAGGCGAAAAGACGAAUCUCAAAGAGAGGGGAAUAAACUUAAAACUAAUUCAGAUGCAAAAUGUUCGCCUGCUUUUCACUGCACAUCCAGAUUGGCUCAGUAUGUGCGCUCGAAUCGAGGCACCGACCUUGUCUACCACGAGGGAAAUACCUACACACCCAAUGAAAAGCUGAGGCAAGGCCAGAAGAGCAGGGACUGGAAGUGUUCGAUGUACCACAAGGCCAAGUGCCGAGCUCGCUUGGUCACAAAGCUAACACACGGCGGUGAUAUCAUUCACGUCACCAGCAACCUUCACACCCAUCCCACCAUGUACACAACCACCCAGAAAUCGAAGAAGCAGCCAUGCCUGGAGAGAAAUCCCCUCUGCGUGCCUAUUAGACCCAGCAAAAUGCAGACCAAAACUCUUUGUCACGGGAAGUGACCUGCCGGUGGAGUCGGUAUACAAUGCACAUGGAAAGCCAAUGGACUUUAUACCCAAAAUAUAUUGCAUUCGGGGGCAAAGGAAGUCCGUACAGUUGAUGUAUGA
Molecule: messenger RNA, 838 nt
Organism: Drosophila kikkawai
Lineage: Eukaryota; Metazoa; Arthropoda; Insecta; Diptera; Drosophilidae
Source: RefSeq, a predicted model, not a curated record